UGGAUUACUCCUCCGACCAAACACACCAUAACAGACCUUCUUGGUGGUUGCGGAAACUCAGCUACUUCUGCUCUAAGUUUCACCUUCUUCUUUGUGUUUCAGAGACUUUAAUAAAUAAAAUUUGAAGGUCUCAGUGAAUCGAAUAUAAUGAAACAAAUGAACAACAACAUUAGCAACCCAUUUUCGUUUGGCCACAAACACAACCAUGUUUUUGUGAAAUUUGGAGUGUGUUUUCUCUUACUGGGUCUUUCUUAUCGCCUGUUUUUCUCCACUUCUAUAGAUUCUUCGCCUGUUGUGGACACUGACACAGCUUUUGUUGCGGAAGAUACAUUGUCACCUCCGGUGGGUAACCCGCCAAUUCCCGGCGAUCUUCCGGUGAAUGAGAGCCAAACAUAUCACAAUGAAAAAUGUGAUAUCUUUACUGGAGAGUGGGUUCCAGAUCCAACUGGUCCAUUUUAUACUAACAAUAGCUGCCAUUCAAUCGAAGAUCAUCAAAAUUGUAUGAGGAAUGGGCGGCCUGAUUCAGGGUAUAUUUACUGGAGAUGGAAGCCGCGAGAGUGUGAAUUGCCCAAGUUUAAUCCAGGAAGAUUUCUUGAUUUCAUGAGGGAUAAAUCCAUCGCCUUCAUUGGAGAUUCAAUCUCGCGUAAUCAAGUUCAGUCUUUGGUUUGUACUCUCUCAGAGGUAGAAAAAGCCGUUGAGGUCUACCACGAUGAGGAGUACAGAUCGAAAAGAUGGUCUUUUCCAUCCCACAACUUCAGUGUGUCAGUAAUUUGGACCCCUUUCCUAAUUAAAGCUGCUGUUUUUGAAGACAACAACGGAGUCUCAUCUGGUACAAUCCAGCUUCAUCUUGACCAACUUGAUGAAGUAUGGACAGAACAAUACAAAAACUUCGAUUAUGCAGUUCUUGCCGGUGGGAAAUGGUAUCUCAAAACAGCAAUCUACUAUGAGAACACCACAAUGGUGGGCUGCCAUAACUGUGAAAAGAACAUAACAGAGCUAGGUUUUGAGUAUGCAUAUCGAAAAGCACUACAGUUGGUUUUUAACUUCGUCACACACUCGAAUCACAAGGUGCAUAUAUUGUUCAGAACUAGCACUCCCGAUCAUUUUGAGAAUGGAGAAUGGAACACAGGGGGUUACUGUAAUCAAACAGUGCCAUUCAAAGAAGGCGAGGUUGAUAUCAGCGACGUGGACAGAGUAAUGCGUGAUAUUGAAUUGGAAGAAUUUGAGAACGCAGAGGCAAUAGGGUCCGAAAAAGGCUCGACUUUUAAGCUAUUUGACACAACCCAUCUUUCAUUGUUGAGACCUGAUGGGCACCCAGGAGUAUACAGGAUGUUCCAGCCAUAUGCUGGGAAAGAUAAAAGUGCAAAAGUUCAAAAUGAUUGCUUGCAUUGGUGCUUGCCUGGGCCUAUAGACUCUUGGAAUGAUUUGAUAAUGGAAAUGAUGCUCAAUUGAAGAUUCUGGUGGCUAUUGCCCCAUGUUUUGAUACCUUGGCUUUGCUGGGAUUUCUAAAGCAUUGGCUCCGUAUGAUCUCCAAUGAUUUGAAGAAGAGGGAUCUUUCUUCCUGGGAAUAGCUUUAUCAUCGAAGCUUUUUGCACAGAUUGUUUCGUACCACCAAUUGUUUAUGCAGAGGGGAUAAACUUGUAAGAAAGACAUUUGUAAUUACUUUUUUUUGACUGAAUCAUUAAACUACAGUCAUGACAUUACCAUCAAAUGGCUCAAAUCAAGCACUUCCACCAUUAAACAGCCUCUAACUAAAAUACUGCCUUCAAUACCUUGUAAGGCUAUAAGAUUUACACAGAAACUAGUUAAUGUGGUGAGACCUGUAUGUCUGGAAGUAUG
Messenger RNA from Ilex paraguariensis (yerba mate), 1839 nucleotides. The record is from the annotation of a GenBank genome assembly. Lineage: Eukaryota; Viridiplantae; Streptophyta; Magnoliopsida; Aquifoliales; Aquifoliaceae.